UGACAAACAAAAAGUGAGGUUAUAUGUGGCGGCUAUUUCGCGUAUUUAAAUAUAACGGACUAAGUUACCUAUGUUUACUUAUUUACAGUAAAUUAAAAGUUUAUUCAAUGAUGGUUUAUCACUCAUAUAAAUAUGUAUUUUUUUUCUAAACAAUUCAUAUUUUAUUGUUUUUAGUAUUAUGUUUCAUCUUUGAAAAUAAAAGGCUAAUCAUGUCCGGAGACACUUCUAGUUGUGGUUUUAUUUCAAGUUCAGAAGAAGUCUUGGCUGCUAUUGAUCAUGAGUUGAAACAAAUUGAUGGACAGCUCAGACAAUUAAAUCAGAGAAGGAGUGAAUUAAUUGCAAAGAAAGAAGAACUACAAGAUCAAAUUUCUCUGAAGAAAAGUAAGGAAUUGGCUGAUCAAAACUGGGAUCAUACCGAUUUUCCUUGGUAUGAGAGAUUGAUGAAAAAUCUUAACAAUGUCUUCAAAAUCAAGGCAUUGCGCCCAUUCCAACUUCCUACAAUGAAUGCUACUCUAUCGAAGCUUGAUGUCAUUUUGAUUAUGCCCACAGGAGGUGGCAAAAGUUUGUGUUAUCAGCUUCCCGCCUUGGUUGAUCAAGGAUUCACAUUAGUUGUCUCCCCACUGUUGGCAUUGAUGGAAGAUCAAGUGAUUGCGUUGAGGGCCUUGGAUAUUGAUGCGGGGAUGUUCCACGCUGAAGUCGACAAAGCAGAAUCAAAUAGAUUAAUGCAGGGUAUGACAGAUCCCAAAUCACCAUUGAAGCUGAUCUACGCCACGCCAGAAAAGCUUGCUAAGAGUAAGCGAUUUAUGAGCAAAUUGCAAAAAGCGUAUGAAUUGAAUCGCUUGUCCAGAAUCGCCAUUGAUGAGGUGCACUGUUGUUCGCAAUGGGGGCAUGAUUUCCGACCAGAUUAUAAGUUUCUGGGCGUUCUGAAGCCAAUGUUCCCUGACGUUCCGAUCCUUGGAUUAACCGCCACUGCUACAUCCAAAGUUACUAUCGAUGUUCAAAAAAUGCUGGAUAUUCAAGGCUGCCUGGUGUUGAAGUCAUCCUUCAAUCGUCCUAAUUUAUAUUACGAGGUUAGAGUGAAGCCUUCCUCUCAAAAAGAAUGCAUUGAUGAACUUGAAGAUUUGUUAAAAAAUAGAUUUGCAAAUAAGUCUGGAAUAAUCUACACAACAUCAAUAAAGGAUUGUGAAGAAUUGAGAGAAGAGUUGAGAAAACGUGGAUUAAGAGUGAGUGGCUACCAUGCCCAGCUAGACAUCAAACUGCGUUCCUCUGUCCAUGAGAAAUGGCUGAGAGGGGAAUAUCAGGCUGUUGUAGCCACCAUUGCUUUUGGGCUCGGAAUAGAUAAGCCCGAUGUGCGCUUUGUCAUUCACCAUUGCCUGUCCAAAUCAAUGGAAAAUUUCUAUCAGGAAAGUGGCAGAGCUGGUAGGGAUGGGAAACCUUCUGAUUGCAUUCUGUUCUAUCGGUUGGCUGACGUCUUCAAGCUGAGCACUAUGGUAUUCACACAACAGACCGGUCUGCAAAACCUCUACGGAAUUGUCGAUUAUUGUCUUGAUCCGACAAAAUGUCGUCGAGCGAUAAUUGCAUCUCACUUUGAUGAGAGCUGGGAAAGCACGCAUUGCGACAGGAUGUGUGAUCACUGCAAGUGCGGAGUUGCGCCGAAAGAGGUUGACAUCACCAAGCACUGCCGCUCCCUUCUCAAGCUAUUGUCGCAUGCCUCUUCACAGGACACCAAAAUGACUGCCCAGAAACUACUGGAGGCAUGGUAUGGCAAAGGCCCACCAAAACUGAGAUUAUCAAGCAUUGCUGUUCCGAGCUUCUCCAGAAUAACCGGUGACAAUAUUCUUGCAAGACUUCUAAUCGAUGGGUAUUUGAAAGAAGACUUUCACUUUACAGCCUACUCAACAAUAAGCUACAUUCGAAAAGGGCCAAAGGCGAGUAAAGUGGACGAUGCAAGUCUCGUGAUUUCCAUGAAAGUGGCCGGAAAAGCCGAACGUGCCGCAACUGAUUCAUCGGCUGAGAAGAAUGACCAUGCGAAGAAGACCAGUAGCUCUACGAAUACGAAGGUGAAGAAAGAGACAACGAAGAAUGGAGGUGAAGGCAUUAGUGGCAAGAAACGGACUCAAAGUGAAAGUGAGAAUACUCAGAUAAGAACGAAAGUGUUUGUUAUAGAAGACUCUGACACUGAUUAAUCGUAAGUCAAGUUGAAUGAUGUUGUACAACUUUGAAUUUGAAUUGCUUGUUGGAAGGUGUGAUUUACUGUUACAAUAUAUUUUGCAGCUAAGAUUGAAUGAUA
Nilaparvata lugens (brown planthopper) is the source of this 2290-nucleotide messenger RNA. Its product is annotated as ATP-dependent DNA helicase Q1. The record is from RefSeq and is a predicted model, not a curated record. Gene Ontology annotation, biological process: double-strand break repair via homologous recombination. The transcript is spliced from 12 exons. Gene Ontology annotation, molecular function: 3'-5' DNA helicase activity; nucleic acid binding; ATP binding. Gene Ontology annotation, cellular component: chromosome; cytoplasm. Bases 210 to 2186 code for a protein of 658 amino acids. NCBI's taxonomy places the organism in Eukaryota, Metazoa, Arthropoda, Insecta, Hemiptera, Delphacidae.